AUGGCGUCUGAAUCUCCCAGACGCUGUAAGGUGGCCAUCUUCAUACAAGAUCGCCGAACGGUUGCGGCUGGGAUCGAGAUUUUUCGCGUCAUCCGUCCUCUUCUGAGAAUGUCUAAUUUGUUGGGCGGCAAAAUUUUGAUGGCACGAAUAUUUGACUUAGUACUGGAAGCAAAGUAUCUCGAAGCGCGCCCGAUGGUAUAUUUAUGGAAGUACAAAAGAUUUGCACCUUGA
This is a messenger RNA of Plasmopara halstedii, 231 nucleotides long. RefSeq lists its product as uncharacterized. The record is from RefSeq and is a predicted model, not a curated record. The transcript is spliced from 2 exons. The coding region runs from base 1 to 231 and encodes 76 amino acids. Lineage: Eukaryota; Oomycota; Peronosporomycetes; Peronosporales; Peronosporaceae.